Messenger RNA from Cryptotermes secundus, 1865 nucleotides. Its product is annotated as UPF0454 protein C12orf49 homolog. The coding region runs from base 326 to 952 and encodes 208 amino acids. The record is from RefSeq and is a predicted model, not a curated record. NCBI's taxonomy places the organism in Eukaryota, Metazoa, Arthropoda, Insecta, Blattodea, Kalotermitidae. Gene Ontology annotation, biological process: positive regulation of SREBP signaling pathway. The transcript is spliced from 6 exons.
AAGGUGAUCCUGGUAACCAUUUGACAGAUGGUUGAUAUGCAACCGUAUGGCUAAAAUUUGAACUUACAAGGACGUGAAGUGUGAACUUCUGUUGAAAAUCUCACAGUAUGAAACCCACCCACGUGACAUGAGGGUACUGCGUGAUGCUAGAUUCACAGUCAUUUGGACUGUGUGCAUGACUAUGCAUGUCUGAAAGUAAGCAGUGCAAUGGUGAUGAGCAUUUAAGUUUACGCUUUGAAUUGAUGCUAUAUGAACUGUCUUUCAGUUGUGGGUGCUGUUAAAUAAUGCGAUUUAAAUUUGGAACUUGUUAUUGUAGUAUAUUAACAUGUGGACGGCGUUUUUAAUGAGAAUAUUAAGAAAAAGAAUAGUUCUUGGAAUAAUAUUUGCAGUGUCUCUAACCUAUUGUAUUUUCAGUUUCUUGCGUGAGGCUGAUGAUUCCCUUAACAAUGAAAUAGAAACUGUUCCAGUAAGAAGGUUAAAUCAGCAAUUUUUGUGGCAUUCAGUGAAGGAUGAUAUAAAUGGCUCUAAUGUUAAAGUAACAACAUGCAGAAAUUCAGUACAGGGCAAAGUUUUAAUUGUUGACGAUAGAGGCUAUGUUUGUUCACGAACAGACAUUUUAUCCACUGGCUGUUGUAAUACAGAUUCUGAAACCACGAAACGAUAUUCCUGUGAAACUUGCAAAGACAGUGGAUGUUGCAGCAUAUAUGAGUAUUGUAUAUCAUGUUGCUUACAUCCAGACAAAAAAAACUUAUUACAAAGUGUCCUGGGAAAAGCAUCAGAAACAUUUAAUGUCCUGUUCGCUUCAGUGACAGAUCAUUUUGAACUUUGCUUGGCAAAAUGCCGCACCAGUUCACAGAGUGUGCAGCACGAGAAUUCCUAUCGUGAUCCACGGGCUAAGCAUUGCUAUGGGGAAACCCCUUCAGCUACUGGAGAAGGACCAGCUUCCUCAUGAGUAUUGCCAUUGUCAUCAUUGUGCAUGUGCAGUUGGCUUCUAAGUAUGUGAAGACGCUUAUUUUUUGAAGAAAGUUGUAUGAACAGUACACAUGCAUUCUCUGACUUGUGCUACAGUUCACUAACUGGAAAUGUUGAAGAUUCUUUACUUUCUAUAUUCAAAAGCAUUGCAACAUUAUAGAAGUGAAUGACAGGACUGUGGCCUCUUCAGCAAGCUUCAAGAUGGCGGAAACAGAAGUCAUGACAGAAUAAAGUUGUGGCUUGUAUAUGAUUGUCAGUUGGUCUAAUUGAUUUUUUGUAUAAUUUUGUUAUGUGUCAUUUUCAUUUUUAAUGGAUAUGAGUGUUGGGGGUGUAAGUAGAUUGUAAAUAUUAGAGACAAAUUUUCUGUGGAGUGUUAAGAAACAAACAAGAAGGGACAGUGUCUGAAAUAGAAGUACUUCAAGAAAGGAUACGGUGGUGUGGAGAUGUGUUACACAUGGGUAAAAAUGGGGUCCCAUGGAAGCACAGAAAUUAUGAAUAAAUGCAUGAGGGAGAUCAGAGUCAAGGUGAGAGACUAAGUGAGUCAAAUUGAAUAUGGGAAGAGUGGACACAGAUACAAGAGGAACAGUUAUAAAGACAGAGAAGAAUGGAGAAGACUUUCUCACCCUGUUGGAAACAUCAGUUGAUAUUAGUUUGAUGAACCACAAAAAGUGAACACAGUGACUGUUUAUCGGUAAAUAAAGAACUCUGCAGUCAGAAUCAUUAUAUACUUGCAGGGCCAGUCUUAAUUACAUACAUUAUGUAGAAGCAGUGUGAUCUCCAUUUACAGGCAAGCAUGAAUAUUCAUAAUGUCAUGUAUUAUGUGUGACUAUAGAUGGAUUUUUGAUUGGUGAAUAUAUUUAUUUACCAUGUACAGGUCAUAACUACAAAUAACU